AUGUACAGAACCCCAUCUCUUGCAGCUGCACGUAGUUUGACACGGGCAGUGCUUUCAAGAGCUGCCUCCUUCAGCUCCUACAAUGGACAUGUCUCUUCUCAAACCUUGCGCCGUUCCUCACGUCGAAGUGUGAGGACAAGAAGGACGCUCGGGCCGCGCGAUGGGAAAGAGCGUUCCAUCAGUACCGCAGUCAAUGUAAUUGCGCCGCCUUUAGCAGAAGACACUGAUGAGGACAUAAGCGCGAGCAAAGAGAAGCAAAUCAACCAGAACGCUUUCUUGGUCGGAGGCGCUGUCGCGUUCGAAGAGCCGUAUUUUCCCUCUGCGUCUCACUCUGCAGAUGAGACUUCCGACGACAUUCCAGCACAGCAGUCUGUACCACUAACUAAAGCUACCUUCCAGCCCGCGUGCCGUUCCUUUCGAGAUGUUUGGACAGCUCUGCCACCACUCCGAAAACCGGACCUCUCCCACUGGCAUCCUGUGAAAGGAAAGAGAAGAGGUACUCCUCGGCCUAUAAUCUCAUAUGCUGGACAAGAACAUCCAUUUCGUGGAGAUUUGGGGAGUACUUCUCAACGUAGGAUCACAAAACUGUUUAUGCAGCAUGUCUACCCUCAUACCACCACAUCACAGCUCGGGUCAGAUGAGACUAUCGUGUGUGCACUGCGUCGCGUCUACCCACAUGACAUGCGACGCUUUUACGACCAGGCAGAAGAUGUUCUCACCUGGAGCUGGAUCCUGCUUGCUCCUUCUGCCACAAGGAGCAUUCUACGGCUGACUCACUGGUCUGACCAUCUGGAAAGAGCUGGUCUACCUCCGGUUCCCCUAUGGGUGAGUCUGCAAAUGUUGAGGUUGCAGCACAUUGAUGCCGAGAGUCUGAGCCGUCUUAUAGCUCUGAUAUCUCGUAAUCGCCGUGCCUAUCGGUGGUGGGGAGACUCGGCCAUACUACUCAUCGUUCGAAUGCUACGACAUGCCCGCAUUGCUUCUCCCUCCUCCUUUGAAAAGAUAACGACUCUCUUCCUAGACGUGCUUGAUGCUCACCUCAAUCAACAGAGGAGGACCCUGCAUAGCCGUCUACCAAUCAUUACCUACUGGUGCAAUCGUGUUCUCAGCCUCAUGUCCCUGCCAGUGUCUCUGCAUCCGUUCAGAUCCAUGAGCUUUCAGCAGGCCGCACAGUUGACUCUGAUGCGCUAUAUGCAAAACCACGUGCCAACGAUCCCUCUCAACCGCGAGGGCUAUCGCGCCAUUGCUGCCCUGCAAACUAUGCACCGGAAGACAGCUACAGAGAAGGACUGGGCACGACUCAAAUCAAUCAAUUGGCCGCCAUGGGAGCAAAAAGUUCUGAUGGGAGCCAUUAUCAGGCCACGCAUAUACUCAGGAAGAUUCAGUCGUGUCAUCAAAGUGUUGCAACGAACACAAGAAAGUGGUUAUCCUUUGCGAAAUGCAGAAAUUGCUAUGCAGGUUUUGGCUGGCUGGGAUACUGAUCGAUCUCCUACCAUUCAAAUGAGGCGCAAAAUAUCUUUACACAAUUCCAGCGCUCUUUUCCGACCAACUUCUGUCGACGAUCCUGUCGUUUGGGCUGCCAGGGUCGAAGCCACGAGGACUGUGCGGGAGGCCUGGAUGUGUUUCUGUAGCUACUCUACUACCGUUCCUGUCGGGCGUCAGGUGGCACAGGUCUACCACGUCAUGUUUACCAAGUUGUUUGCAAAAGUUAGUCCUAAUCGUUCGGAACGUGGUACAAUGCCAGGCGAUGGCCUUGAGACCUAUCCUGACCCUGAAUCAGCUCGUGAGAGAGUUUGGGUGCCUGAAGAAAUCCCGUCAAUCGAAGACUUCUUCUCAAGAAUGGUCAAGAACAAUGUCCGUCCUUCCCUGAGGUUGUUGAGCGAUCUGUUGGACCAUCCUGAGACCUCGCUCGACAAAGGCUUGCAGUAUGUAUCUUGUGCCUACAUAACAAGCGGACACCAGUGCAUCCUUACGAAACCCGAGGAACAGAACUUUCAGAACCUGAUUCGCGUCUUGAAAGUCAUGCCGAAUCACUUCUCCCGAGCUUAUAUCGGGCUUCUAGCUCGUCCUAACACCCCGAAAGGUGCUCCGUGGCGCUUCUUUGGAGAAGCCAUGGGCAGGAGGUUGGUCGGGCCUGUCUUUGUUGGAAGUCUCCUCGAGAAAUCUGGCAUUCGCGAGCCCUCGAUUUGGAAUGCUUAUUUUGCAGCCUUGUUUCAGCAUGCUCACGACAAGUUUGACUCCUUUCGUAAGUUGCAGCUCACGACGAUAUGGAUGAGGGCAUGUCAAGCUCUAUGCAGCGUCUGGCAUACGGUACCGUUGAACUACAUGACUUUCGAGUCUGUCGCGCAUCUGGCCUUCGUGACGGAGACGAUGUCGAAAGCCACGCAGCUAGCGGAUGCGCCCACGGAUCCUGGUCGUCUGAUGAUCUCAAAGAAAAUGUUCAUGGUGGCCGCUUCAGGCAGUUCAAGACGUGAGUUUUGCAGUUUCACUGCUAGCACGAACAUACUGCACAGCGUUCCGCGAGGUGAUGCCAUCGAGGCAAUGGUAUGGGUACUUGCCACGGCACAGAAUUCGAGCUCGGUAGAUGAUAUGGUACAGCUGUUGAGAUGGACGCGUCACCACCUAGAGCAGAUCAAACUUCACGGUCACGGGUUGAGUAAACACAAUCUAGCUGCGUUCAAGACUUUCCUCACAGGAGUGUGGGCACUCAAAGACGAAGACCUUUUCGAUGAAGUCUACGUUGCUACCGAGGAGCAAAUGCAAGAGGUAGAACAGCUUGCUGGAGACAUGGGAGGUUGGCCCGAUGACGAGUACAUCGCAACGUACAUGAUGUUCCAGAGAGGGAAAAUUGAGAGAAUUCGAAGACUGCUCAGAUCCAGAGUGAGGCUCAGGAUUGGAAAGGAAGAGGUUGCCGUGCCAGAAGAGAGAUAG
Molecule: messenger RNA, 2928 nt
Organism: Lithohypha guttulata
Lineage: Eukaryota; Fungi; Ascomycota; Eurotiomycetes; Chaetothyriales; Trichomeriaceae
Exons: 1
Coding region: 1-2928 (975 amino acids)
Source: RefSeq, a predicted model, not a curated record